AUGCUAUUUUUCACUUUAAUUUUCAUCUUUUUACUUCAUAUCACAAAGUCAAACUCCUUUUCGUUUUCUCACAAAACUCACUUCCAACCCUUUAAUUAUCGCAACCACUCCAUUAACAGUAACACUGCAAAUGGAGUUAAUGUAAAUACAAGUGAGAAUGAUGUGGUAGAAGGUAUUGAAUCUGAGCGGUCAAAGAAGAUAAAGUUGUUGAGAUCCUCAACUGGGAGAGGUGCUCAGGAGUGUUAUAAGGCCUUAAUUAAGGCCAAUGGUGAUGUUAAACUGGCUUCUCAAAUCAUUUUAAACACCCUCAACGAACAUAAAGAUAACUCAAACAAUGGCGGUGAGAUAGUGAUGUUGUUGGAAGGAACAAUAGCGUUGAGUUGCACCGAUAAAGUUUGCUGUAUGGUUGACGUGAGAUGUGACACUGAUUUUGUAGCCAAAAAUAAACUCUUUACCUCAUUUGCAAAGUCAUUUUGCAACUCCUCUCUGCAUUCUUUUCUUCAACAUUCUAAUACUGGGACUGCUCAGACAUUCGAUGAUUUCCGGAAUGAGAUACUAAAUAACCCAUGUUUAAGGUGUGGUAAGACUGUUGGCGAGACUGGCAAGUUUGUUAAAGGCGCUUUAAGGGAAUCGAUUUCAGUGGCAAGAAUAUCAUUUCUGGAGUCAGAUCCUGGGGAUUUCUUCGUUUCAUAUAUCCACUCUUCUCUAGAUCCUAAAUUUUCACCUUCUUACUCAGGCACUGCCGGUUCAAUUUUAUCUUUCCAAAUCGGUGAUUAUAAUUCAUUUUACAAUUAUUACAAUGAGGCAGAUACCAGUGGGCUAAGUAUAGAUGGUGAGCAUGGUGAAGAUGGACAAAUGGGCUUGAAUUGUUGUUUGGAAGGCAAGGAGUGUAUAUAUUCCGAUGUGAAGAAUAUUACAGAGUUUAAUAGGGAUUUGGAAACUGAUGAACUUAAAAUUUUUCUGAGAGAAAUUGCCAUUCAUGCGGUCGCCGAGAAACCCAAGGAAAUUGAUAUUGAGAGAUUCGAUAGUGGAGGUAGUGUUGAGAUGGAGAGGGAAUUGGAAAGUUUAAUAUCUUCUGGAAAAUCAAAAGAAAUUGCUGAACGUAUUCUUAAAGGGAAAUUACGUAAAAAAUACGGUCAAGAUGUUCUAAUGGAACAAGUUACACCUUACUUAAUAUAUAUAGUAUGGACAUUUGGAGAUGGGAAUGAGUCGGUUUCUGAAGUGAUUGAGAAAAUGAGUAAAAAAGUAUCAAGAGAAAUAAAAUUAAAGAAAUACAUUUCCUACGCAAUUUCUGAUGAUUUGAUUAAUUAUAAACAUCCUCAAAAUUGUACUUUCUACAAUACUAAUAUCGCUUUCUAA
Messenger RNA from Theileria annulata, 1359 nucleotides. RefSeq names its product translation elongation factor, putative. The record is from RefSeq and is a predicted model, not a curated record. The transcript has 4 exons. Lineage: Eukaryota; Apicomplexa; Aconoidasida; Piroplasmida; Theileriidae. Gene Ontology annotation, biological process: translational elongation. Bases 1 to 1359 code for a protein of 452 amino acids. Gene Ontology annotation, molecular function: protein binding; translation elongation factor activity.